AUGGCGCUCGCGGAGUUCGUCAAGUUCCCUGAGGGCUUGUCAUUCUUUGAUACCGGUUCUGCUGUCCUUGCUCCACAAUCAUUGGAACACAAUGAGGAAUUGUCCAUCCCAGUAGAACCCGUUCUUAAGGGAUUUCUAAAACCGGUUGACGACGGGAUUGUUUCCAGAGACUUGAGGAUUCGGUUCACUCACGGUACAACUACAUUAGCAUUUAAGUAUCAAUCUGGAAUCAUUGUUUCAGUUGAUUCUCGGGCUUCAGCCGGCUCUUAUAUUACGUCACCGCAGAUACACAAGGUCCUGAGGAUAAAUAAAUAUCUUUUGGGAACUAUGGCAGGUGGUGCUGCUGACUGCGCAUAUUGGGAGCGUGUGCUUUCGAAGCAGUGCAGAUUAUUUGAAUUGCGCAACAAAGAGCGCAUUUCAGUUGCAGCCGCUUCAAAACUCCUUUCAAACAUGCUGUACAAUUACAAAGGUUAUGGACUUAGUCUUGGGUCCCUUAUCGUUGGAUACGACAAGUUAGGGCCUGGCUUGUAUUACGUCGACAAUGAUGGGACGCGUUUGACUGGUGACUACUUUUCAACCGGAUCUGGAAGUCCUCAUGCUUAUGCUAUUCUUGACAGGGAGCAUAGAUACGAUAUGACCGAUCAAGAGGCUAUCGAUCUCGGUCGCAAAGCCAUUUAUCACGCCACUUACCGAGAUCCAGCUUCUGGUGGGAUAAAUAAUCGUAAGCUGAAAGAGCAUACUUCUAAGGAAAUAAUGAUCUUCAAAAAUGCGACUUGGGUCGUUUUUGGUCUCUUUUUCUUCCUCGUAGUUUGGACCGAAUUCCUGCUUUUUUACAUGAGUCUCCUUCAGUGUACAUGGCCUCAGAUAUCAGAAAAAAAUGCCGAUAAAUUCAUUUAUUCUGGUGAUAAUUUGAAGUCCGUUAAGAUCCUCCUCAUUUCGGAUACGCAUAUUGGAAGUCGCCAUCAGUGGAUUGAUAAAACUCGAAGACACUGGCUUUUGAAGCGCGCUUUCAAGACAGCUAUGAGCCUCUACCAUCCCGACGUAGUGCUCCACCUUGGAGAUCUUUUGGAUUAUGGUUUCUUUGAAUCUGAAGAUGCUUUUGAAGCUGACGUGAAGAUAGCGCAGAACAUCUUUGAUGUGGGAUCUACGACCGUCUUCAAAGUAAUUCCUGGCAAUCACGAUAUUGGCUUUCAUCACAGGACAUCUAGAACUGGAAACCCUGGUGGGCUGUGUGAGGUUCUCCACUUCACUGUGGUGGAGGCUGGUUUCGAUGGGUUGUACGAGAAGCAUAAUGCCACUCGCACUCGAAAUCGCAUUUCUGUUUUAUUUAGAUUGCACCCUUAUACGUACGCACGCUUCAAUCGUGCAUUUCGCCAUCACAACUCUGGGUCUAGAGAUUGGUUCGAUAGUGGUGGCGCAGAAGGAGUUGGAGGUGGGGUGAAGUUGUGGGCGUAUCGGGGCCUUCUCUUCGUCCUUCUUAAUAGCAUGGCUCUAAGCGACGACAGUUGCCGCUUCUGUCGACGCGCUGGAGAGGAGCUCCAAUUGUUGACCAAGCGUCUCCAGUGUCUGCGCGGCGAACUCGCCCUGCAAUCUUGCCAGGACGACUUUGAGGCCAUCACAGAGCCUGGCAGUGAUGUGAUUCAUCCCGGUGACUACUCACAUCCAAUCCUCAUCCAACACUUUCCCCUCUACCGAUCAGACGAGACGGUUUGUGAGGCUGGCCUACGUGACUCCAUGCCCGAGGUGGAACGUCACACGUCCUACAAAAGUGACUUCGACUGCCUCUCCGAUUCGGCAACCAAACAAGUUUGUCUUCCAUCUUACGAAGGUGGUGUCAUUUUGUGUAGUGAGCGAUUAAAACUAAAUCAAGAAGGUUUGGCGGCGCAUACCUUGGAUAGCCACGAUGAUAAAAUGCUGGAGUUACUGGUUUUCCUUAUUCUGCUCUUCUUCGCGGUCCGACCAAAUUUGGCAUUUGGCGGCCACACGCACUACUACUGCCACCGCAACCAUACUGUUGGCACCCGAACAGGCGGAUCGUGGCGGAUGGAGGAGUGGACUCUCCCUCCCUUCUCCUACCGUGUUUCUAAAACCCCUGGAUUCAUUCUCAAUAAGGCGACCACAAAUCGUGACUCUCCUAGCACUGCAGAGGCAGAUGUUGCAGAACAAGAAACAGAGAUAAGACGCAUCGGACCUCAACUGGCGCCAGAUGCCAUGGCACCUAGCGGAGGCAUCGGACCAGCACUGCCAGAGCAUAUAAUGCGCGCACGGAUGGCCACAGCGGCGGCGGAGGCGGGAGAUGAGACAGCGGUUGUUGAUUUAGGUGCCAUUGGACCCCUCCUACCUGGUAACGAGAUUGUCGAGGAGCUACGUCACACUUCUGACCUGUCACGAGAUGCUACAUCAUCAUGUGUUAACCCGCUUUCUCGUGACGGUUUGGAGCGCGACACCUGGAUGACCGACUAUCUACCUGUCUCAACAGAUACCAGAGCGAUGCUGAAACCGCGGAAAUUCCGACAGAAUCCCCCCUCUGCCUCUUCCGUGGACACUUCGUGGUUUACAGUGGGUGAAGGUCAGUCAUCCCACUCUUCUGCCACCACUGUUACUGCCAAUGUUCCCAAACCGGACGUACACCACAAGAUGCUGCAGGACGUUGUCUCCGCUAGGGAUGAAAAGAUGAUGGCUGUCGCAAACGCAUACAACAAGAAGCACCAUCGAGAUGAAAGCCUUUUGGAACGGCAUCAGAGGAAGCGUGCUAGAGAAGCUGAGAAGACGAAAAAGGCGGGACGACAGAGUAGCACUUCCACAACCAACAGCAGCGAAGUUAGCAGCAGCAGUAGUAGUAGUGAUUCAGAAGGAAAGAAUGGGAAAGAAAAGCACCGAAAGCGGAAGCAUCGGCACCACAAAAAGCGUCAAGAACCAGGUCUUGAGUUGGGUAGUUAA
This is a messenger RNA of Hydatigera taeniaeformis, 2940 nucleotides long. Lineage: Eukaryota; Metazoa; Platyhelminthes; Cestoda; Cyclophyllidea; Taeniidae. The record is from the annotation of a GenBank genome assembly.